This is a messenger RNA of Cavenderia fasciculata, 468 nucleotides long. RefSeq lists its product as uncharacterized. The record is from RefSeq and is a predicted model, not a curated record. The transcript has a single exon. The coding region runs from base 1 to 468 and encodes 155 amino acids. NCBI's taxonomy places the organism in Eukaryota, Evosea, Eumycetozoa, Acytosteliales, Cavenderiaceae.
AUGGAAAAUAUAAUUAAAAUUAAUUGGAAUUUAUUAUCAGAUGAAAAAGAGGUUAGAUCAAGAAUCGUAGAUUGGUUUAGUAAAAGUGACCAGAUUGAUGAAUUGACAUCAUUUCAAGAUCUUGAUCAACAACAAGACAACAAACAAAAAACAAUAUUAUCGGCAUCUGGAUCAAGAAUUUUAAAGAGUGAAGUCACUAGAAUGGAUGUUUAUCAUUUGAUGGAAGCACAUAAUAUUAAACCAUUGGGUAUUCAUAGUGACCCUCAAAUGGGUAUCUAUAUGAUUGAAUUCCAAGUUAAAGCAAAGGAAUUCUAUGGUAUUGCUUCAAACUUUCACCUAACCUUUAGUUUCUCAGAGGCUGGCUAUCUCAUUCACAUGGACGUUAAAAGAAACUAUGAUAAUCCAUCUUCAACUUUUUAUGAUACAUUUAUUAAAAAGGAAAAUAGUUCAUCUCAACUCAUUAAUUAA